GUUAUAAUUCUACCUACACGUGGUAGUGAAUUUUCUAGUGGCUACAUAUAGUAAAUAGUUUCAAAUCCUGCAGAUAAUAAAAAAAAAACAUAAGUAAUAAACAAAGAAACUUCUUGACACAAUGUUGAUUGCGAUACGAGUUAAUUAUUAAUGUGUUAAGUGUAUAAUCUAUGAUUAAUGUGUCUUUUUUGGUUCUUACAUAAGAAAUUAAUUGUUAAGCCAUUGACCACAAGAGGAAAAUGCUUUUUUUGGAACAGUUUGCACAUAGCGUCAUUUUUUGUUAUUGAACUGGCGUAACAAAAUUUUUGAUUAUUAUUUGAGAAAACAGUGUUGUUUAACAUUCUACCAUACUUUAACAGUUUUAAACUACGCCUUUUCGUCACAAGUUAUAAGAUAAAAGUUUUCAAAAUCUGGCAACAAAAUAAUUGAGUGCUUGCUUACACGUCAAAUGACUGAGAUUUCUAUAAAAUGUACAAUAUUUAUUGUUAAAUAGGAUAUUUAGUGUGCUCCAUGUGUAAAUAAGUACAAAGAAACAAUUUCAAAAAUCUUUAAUGUGCAAACGAAGUGCAUAAACAUUCCUUAUUAAUAGCAAUAAAUUAAACUAAGCUUAUCAAUAAAAUGGGUGGUCUAUUUAGUUACUUUAGAGGAUUGCUGGGUGCAAGGGAAAUGCGGAUUUUGAUACUUGGAUUGGACGGUGCCGGAAAGACGACAAUUCUUUAUAAAUUGCAAGUCGGUGAGGUCGUGACCACUAUACCGACGAUUGGGUUCAACGUAGAACAAGUCACAUAUAAAAAUCUCAAGUUCCAAGUGUGGGAUCUUGGGGGACAGACCAGUAUUAGGCCUUAUUGGCGAUGUUACUAUGGCAACACAGAUGCAAUAAUAUAUGUUGUAGACUCAGCUGACAGGGAUCGAAUAGGAAUAUCUAAAGAUGAACUUGUGCAUAUGUUAAGGGAAGAAGAAUUAGCGAACGCGAUACUCGUUGUUUUAGCCAACAAACAGGACAUGGCCGGAUGUCUGACAGUAGCCGAGGUACACCAGGCCCUGGGCUUGGACGCCUUGCGCGAUAGAACCUUCCAGAUCUUUAAGACUUCAGCCGUCAGAGGCGAGGGGCUAGAUCAGGCGAUGGACUGGCUCUCGAACGCGCUUCAAGCUAGGAAAUAACGUAUACAGUUGGGUUUUAUAUGAAGAGAGACAGAGACGGCAUCACCGUGAAACGAACCUGUGUGAUAAGGACAGAUAUAAGAAGAUAGUCGUAGUCAUCUUUAACGCCAUUAGUAUAUAGUGCACCACGUCGUCGCCAAAACUAUCCAUGUUGCUGUCGAUUUGUACAUUAUGAAUAAGCCAGAGAAAAUUUCUUUCGUGAUAAAAUUCACAGCAAACCGAAUCGUAACUUGUACUUAAAAAGAAACAUUUCGCUUACUGGCAAGACCAUUUAAAAGCGUUGUCGUUAGACUUUGACGACAACCUAAAGCACGACGUUGCGUGAAUUUAUUUAUUUACUGUUGAAGCUUAACAUGAAAGUUAAUGUAAACGUUAGUAAUACAAAUUAAAGAACAAAAUCGCUUGACAUUGCCUCUCGGGCUCUUCGAAAAGUUCAAAUGAAGUUCAGUAGAAACACAGUCUUGAUUUUGUAUACAUCGUACAGUUCUCGUUUAAAGAAAGAAAUAAAUAUAUGUAAAGUAUUUUUAACUGUCUGUUUAUUAGUUUGUUUUAAUAAAGCCAAAUAUCGUUCUUUUGGUUCCGGUUCCUUGUGCCUGAAGUGUUUUUUAACAGAUGAGUGAUCGCUACUGAUAACUGUCAGUUAUCACGCGAAGAACCCGACUGCCCGCUAUAGAAAGCAGAGUACAUAUUAAAUACACUUGACAUUGGCGAAAUCUAAAAGGAAACGCCAUAAACCUAAGAGAUAGAUAGACUAAUUUCUCAGAAAAUAUCAAUGUCACCGUCUGUCGAGGACGUAAUAGCCUGCAGGUUGACCAACUAUUGCUCAGCGUUUUCCCAGUAAUACAUAUGUCGUAAUGCAUCUUUUUAUAUCUGUUUUUAAAUUAUUAUUUUUCCGGAAAAACUAAGGUUAAGUUCAAAGCUAGCUUCGUGUGGCGAAUUGAAAACCAGAUGGUCCGUUAACUGUCGAAGCAAAAAUGUAUUAUAGUCCGGUGGCGACGUAAAAACAAAAGGUAAUUUGUUCAGUGUGAUGGACUUUUAUAAGCGUCGGUAUAUUUUUUAUCUGAAAAACCUUACACCGGCCUGUAAUUUAUAUAUUUAAUAAUAUUUAAGUAUAAACCGCGUCAUAAUGUUAUUCCAAAUAAAUACAUCGUGUAUUUAAAUAAA
Bombyx mori (domestic silkworm) is the source of this 2325-nucleotide messenger RNA. RefSeq names its product ADP-ribosylation factor-like protein 1 (gene Arl1). The record is from RefSeq and is a predicted model, not a curated record. Gene Ontology annotation, molecular function: GTPase activity; GTP binding. The coding region runs from base 619 to 1161 and encodes 180 amino acids. Gene Ontology annotation, biological process: vesicle-mediated transport; intracellular protein transport. Lineage: Eukaryota; Metazoa; Arthropoda; Insecta; Lepidoptera; Bombycidae. Gene Ontology annotation, cellular component: Golgi apparatus; cytoplasm. The transcript has 5 exons.